This is a messenger RNA of Vicia villosa (hairy vetch), 2862 nucleotides long. RefSeq lists its product as uncharacterized. The coding region runs from base 1 to 2862 and encodes 953 amino acids. NCBI's taxonomy places the organism in Eukaryota, Viridiplantae, Streptophyta, Magnoliopsida, Fabales, Fabaceae. The record is from RefSeq and is a predicted model, not a curated record. The transcript is spliced from 6 exons.
AUGCAUCAAUCAUUUAGCGCACAUAGUGAAAAAGUGUUUGAUCAUCCUAUGUCUAGUAAUGUCAAUGAAGAGCCAAAUAAGGAAGCUAAAAGAUUUUAUGGAUUAGUGAAAGAUGCUGAACAAAAAUUAUAUCCAGGUUGUAAAAAAUUCUCCAAGUUAUCUUUUAUUAUGCGACUUUUCCAAAUGAAAUGUCUCUAUGGAUGGAGCAAUACCUCACUUGACUCACUGUUAAAGCUAUUAGCUGAAGCUUUUCCUGAAGGUAAUGUGCUUCCUAGCUCAAUAUAUGAAGUUAAAAAGAUUAUAAAGGAUCUUGGACUUGAUUAUGUCAAGAUAGAUGCUUGUGCUAAUGAUUGUAUUUUGUAUAGAGGAAAAGACUACGAAAAUCUUGACGAAUGUCCUAUUUGUGUGAAAAGUAGGUGGAAAGAAAAUACGAAGAAGAAUAAUGUCCCUAAUAAGAUAGUUCGUUACUUUCCCAUAAAACCAAGACUACAAAGAUUGUUUAUGUCAAAACAAAUUGCACAAGACAUGAAAUGGCAUAAAAAUAAAAGAAUUGAUGACGGAAUUUUGAGGCACCCAGCUGACUCUUUGACAUGGAAAAGAUUUGAUGAUCAACACAAGUUUUUCUCUACAGAUGCACAUAAUAUAAGACUUGGUCUAGCAUCAGAUGGUUUUAAUCCCUUCGGACCAACUAGUCCUGGAAAUGAUAUUGAUGUUUACCUUCAACCACUAAUUGAUGACUUAAAGGAAUUAUGGGAUGUGGGUAUUGAAACCUAUGAUGCUUCUUCAAGUAGUAAUUUUCAAUUACAUGCAGCCUUGUUAUGGACUAUAAAUGAUUUUCCAGCUUACGGGAUGCUAUCUGGAUGGAGUACUAAAGGAUCAUUAGCUUGUCCUUGUUGCAACAAAGAAACCAUCUCAUGUCAUUUAAAAUAUAGUUUCAAGCAAUGCUACAUGGGUCACCGUAGAUUUUUACCUACUAACCACCCUUGGCGUAAUAAUAAGAGCUCAUUUGACAAUACAAGAGAGGUUAGACAUGCACCACAACCAUUGACAGGAGAUGACGUCAUAGCGCAACAUGAAAAUAUACAACCAGUGAUCUUUGAUGUGAUGCAUAUAGAAAAAAAUAUUUGUGAAAGUGUUAUUGGGACAUUGUUGAAUAUUGAUGGAAAAACAAAAGAUACUUUAAAGUCUCGGCUAGAUUUGAAACACAUGGGAUUCAAAAAGUCACUCUGUCCUAUUAGAAAUGGAGACAAGUAUAUUAUUCCUCCAGCUCGUUACACGAUGUCAUUGAUAGAAAAGGCUAAAUUUUGUCAAAUAUUGAAAGAUGUUAGGUUUCCCGACUCUUAUGCCUCAAAUAUAGGUCGAUGUAUAAAGGCAAAGGAAUGCAAGAUUUCAGGACUUAAAAGUCAUGAUUAUCAUGUUCUUUUUGAGAGAAUUGUUCCACUUGCCAUAAGGGGGUUACUUCCUAAAGAUGCAUGUGAUCCAUUAAUUGAACUAUCACUAUUCUUUGGUGACUUGUGCUCUAAAGAGUUAAAAGUGGAUGAAUUAGACCGCUUAGAGAAGCAGAUGGCAAUAACCCUUUGUAAAUUAGAGCGCAUUUUUCCACCAUCUUUUUUUGAUGUUAUGGUUCAUCUACCGAUUCAUUUGGCAAAUGAAGCAAAACUCGGAGGUCCAGUUCAAUAUAGAUGGAUGUAUCCUAUUGAAAGAUUUUUACGAGUACUAAAAAAUUAUGUGCGUAACAAAGCACGUCCUGAAGGUUCCAUAGCAGAAGGGUAUCUAGCUGAAGAGUGUAUGAUAUUUUGUGCCAGAUAUUUGGUUGAUAUGGACUCUAGACUAAAUCAACCUGAUAGAUAUAUGGAUUGUGUAAGUGAAAAUUGCACAAGUUUAUCAGUGUUUAAAAAAAAUGGUCGACCUAUAGGCGGUGAUUCAUGGGAAAAUAUGAGUCUUUCUGAAAUUCUCCAGGCUCAUUUUUACAUAUUACAAAAUUGUGAAGAAGUCAGACCUUGGAUUGAGGAGCAUAUGACAAAGAUAAGAAAUGAAAGUAAUAUAAAUGUUGAAAAGAGGCAUAUGAAUCAAUUUCACAAGUGGUUUGAAAAUGAAGUUAUCAGAUUAAAACAGUUACAAGAUGGAAGGAUCAAUGACCAACUUAUUGCGUUAUCAAGAGGGCCAGAUUCUCGGGUACUCAUCCACAAUGGAUACAUCCUUAAUAAUUUCAAAUUUCGUGCAAAAAGUGUUGAGCAACACUUAAAAACUCAAAAUAGUGGUGUAGUUGUUGCAGGAGACGAGUUAUCCGGACAUGUUGAAUAUUAUGGAAUGAUUAAAAAAAUCGUUGAAGUAAGGUAUUUGGAUAAUAACUCUGUGAUAUUGUUAAAAUGUGAUUGGUUUGAGGCUCCUUCUCAAGUUCGAAAUCAAGGAAGAGGAUAUAAAAAAGAUGAGUAUGGGUUUAUUAGUCUCGAUAUCACAAAGAUGUUUUACAGAAACGAUCCAUUUGUUUUAGGUUCACAAGCUGGGUCAGUUUAUUUUGUCAAGCAGAAUAACAAUCAAAAUUGGUAUACUUUGGUAAAAGUAAAACCAAGGAAUGUUUAUGAUUUUCCCCAAGAUGAAGAUGACUCAGAGCCAUAUCAACUAAAUGAGUUCAACAAUAACAAUACAUAUAAGGCAUUAGAAACAUCGUCAUUGGACCAAAGAGAGAUUUUAAACCGAAAUGAUAUUGGUGGAACAAGCUAUGAACAUACUAUUAUCGAAGAAGAUCAAGAGCUCAAAGCAGCAAAUGAUGCAAGUGACUAUGAUACUGAUGAUUAUGAAUACAAAUCUUCAACAGAUAAGGACGACUAUUCAGAUACGGAAGAUUCUGACUCUGAAUAA